CCCGCAUUUUGCCCAGCUCCUCUCCUCGUCCUAGACCAAAGACCUCAACCGCUAGACAUCCUAGACAGACAUCAUGAGCACCAACGACUGGGACAGCAAGCUCGUCAUCGGCCAGAAGGCCAAGGCCCCGAAAGUCACCCGCAACACUUCUGAUUUGAACGGUGCCCGGAGGGCAGGCGCUGUCGUCGGGACGGACAAGAAGAUCACUGCGGGCUCGAACAAGGCCCAUCAGGGGACGGACCACCAGCGGAUAGCGAAGCUCGACCGCGAGAACGAGGUCGCGCCGCCGCCCAAGAUCGCGCCCUCCGUCGGGAAGGCGAUCCAGCAGGGCCGCAUGGACAAGGGCCUGUCGCAGAAAGACUGCGCGCAGAAGAUCAACGAGAAGCCGAGCAUCCUGCAGGACUACGAGUCGGGCAAGGCGAUCCCGAACCCGCAGAUCCUCGCCAAGCUCGAGCGCGCCCUCGGCAUCAAGCUGAGGGGCGCAGACAUUGGGAAGAAGCUGGAGGGGCCGAAGAAGUCGUAGACUCGCCCCUCCGUGCUCGCGCCUCUACGACAACCUGCUCCCGUUGUUCCCGAUCCUGAUCCACGCGUCUCCUUGCUGUACAACGCCUUGAUGAUUUUGUGUCCUGUGUUUGUAGAGCUUUCGUCGCAUUUCACUUAAUCGCAUGCAUCUGAUCUGU
This is a messenger RNA of Trametes versicolor FP-101664 SS1, 680 nucleotides long. RefSeq names its product ylMBF1. The transcript has 4 exons. Gene Ontology annotation, molecular function: DNA binding. Gene Ontology annotation, cellular component: nucleus. Bases 74 to 523 code for a protein of 149 amino acids. The record is from RefSeq and is a predicted model, not a curated record. NCBI's taxonomy places the organism in Eukaryota, Fungi, Basidiomycota, Agaricomycetes, Polyporales, Polyporaceae.